AUUAGGAUCAGAGGCCAUAAGGGCGGAGAAGGUGGCGAGGAAGGUGUCGGGUAAGCGGAGAGCGGCGUCUGAUGGCCCUCCUUCCCCGCCGAUCCUCCAUUGUUUUACCAACUCUUCUCCAGUUUCCGCCAUCUAUCGCACCCAUGACGGUGAUUUAUGAUAACAACACAUCGCCCAUGAGUGUCACAACAAGUGGUGGCAUUCGAAGUGGUGAUGGUGUGAGUGACAAUGAAGAUGCAGAACCCAUGACCACAAUACUCCUCUCUCACUCCUCUGGAGGGGUGGGAGGAGGAGGAGGGGGGCGACGGAAAAAAGAAUCUACAGCUCGAUACAACAAUGAGCGGGAGAUGUGCCUUCAGUAUUUUGAAAAAUGGAGUGAGCAAGAUCAGUUAGAAUUUAUGGAGCAUUUAUUAUCACGAAUGUGCCACUAUCAACACGGACACAUUAAUGCCUUUCUAAAACCAAUGCUUCAAAGAGACUUUAUUACUCUUCUUCCAAAAAAAGGUCUAGAUCAUGUAGCAGAAAAAAUAUUAGGUUAUUUAGAUGCUAAAUCACUACGAGAAGCAGAGUUAGUUUGUAAAGAAUGGCAUCGUGUUAUUGCUGAUGGUCUCCUAUGGAAGAAACUAAUAGAAAGAAAAGUACGCACAGAUCCUCUUUGGAGAGGGCUUUCAGAAAGAAAGGGAUGGGGUAUGUAUCUGUUCAAACCAAGGCCGGGUGAGCAGCAUCCAGGGCACUCUUACUAUCGUAAGCUUUACCCUAAGAUAAUUCAGGAUAUACAAACUAUAGAAGCCAACUGGAGAAUGGGUAGACAUAAUUUACAAAGGAUAAACUGUCGUUCAGAAAAUUCUAAAGGUGUCUACUGUUUACAGUAUGAUGAUCAGAAAAUUGUAUCUGGUCUUCGGGACAACACAAUCAAAAUUUGGGAUCGUACCUCGCUGCAGUGUUACAAGGUACGAGGGGUGUUGACGGGGCACACAGGGUCAGUUUUAUGUUUGCAGUAUGAUGAGCGUGUAAUUAUCAGUGGGUCUUCAGACUCUACAGUUAGAGUAUGGGAUGUUAACACUGGAGAUAUGACCAAUACGCUUAUCCACCACUGUGAGGCUGUUCUUCACUUACGCUUCAACAAUGGAAUGAUGGUUACUUGUUCGAAGGAUAGAUCUAUUGCUGUUUGGGACAUGGUGUCCCCAACUGAAAUUAAUUUAAGACGUGUACUAGUGGGUCACCGAGCGGCUGUAAAUGUUGUUGAUUUUGACGAGAAGUACAUAGUUAGUGCAUCUGGUGACAGAACUAUAAAGGUAUGGAGCACAGGAACGUGUGAAUUUGUACGUACGUUAAAUGGACACAAAAGGGGUAUUGCGUGUCUACAGUAUCGGGACAGACUAGUUGUCAGUGGUUCCUCAGAUAAUACUAUAAGGUUAUGGGACAUUGAAUGUGGAGCAUGUCUGCGGAUACUUGAAGGUCAUGAAGAAUUAGUCCGCUGCAUUAGAUUUGACAACAAGAGGAUAGUGUCUGGUGCAUAUGAUGGGAAAAUAAAGGUGUGGGAUCUUCAAGCUGCAUUAGAUCCCCGUGCUCCUGCCGGCACCCUCUGUCUUCGAACUCUAGUGGGGGAGCAUUCUGGUAGAGUGUUUCGAUUGCAGUUUGACGAGUUCCAGAUAGUGUCCUCUUCUCACGAUGACACUAUCCUCAUCUGGGAUUUUCUUAAUUGCUCCCCGCCAGAAUCAUCUGGGCCUCCUGGUGGCCGAGGCUCAUCGCCCACUGUAGACGCAAGCUAAUGCAAUGGGGACAUAGUACAGUUAGCUUGAUUUGUGUUUCACUGAAAUCUUCAGAUUGUUUGGUAUCAAGGGACAAGAGCUGAAAAGUUCAAAGUCUAUGAGAUGCCUCUGCAGCUUUGACCAAGACUUGAGUGAUGGAAACUCGAGUGCUACAAAGAAACUAUAUACGAGUGCCAGUGUAUAAUGUUUGUUGUCAAGCACCCACUUGUACACUAGAUGCACUGGACUUGCAAGUGUCGAGCGCAAAUAUGACACCUCUGCCCCCUGUCCCGUCCAUACUACUGUGGUGUGAUAGGCAGACUAGAUCACAUUGGUGCAUAGCCAGACAAGGGUUAAGUGUACCAGUUCAUGUAACAGUUCUAGUACCCUCUACCUUCACUUCAACUUAAAGCUUUAGUUAAAUUAUAACAAUGGAAUAAGUCUAAAGUUAUUAGUCUUGUGAUCAUUUGUGAGGGUACUUCAUCAAAUAUGUAAGGCCAAUUUUGGGCUACAGAAAAAAAACUGUUAGUGAUAUAUUGCCCAACGUAAUGGGUAAUACUCGUUCCAGUACAGCCUUCUACUUCUGGUUAUUUUCUCACUUCAUUUAUAGAUACCAGGCAUCUAACAAUAAAAAGAAAAGGAACUCGCAAUUUCAGUAUUUGUCAUUCUAGUGUAAUGUGUCUACAUUGGAUGUUGUGUGUAAACAGGAAAAAUAAAAAUAUAUAAUUGAUCUCAAAACUCCAGCUAGCCCAGUGACUCCUGUACUUCUGCAGGAACAAAAUUUAUGGAAUAGUUAAUUAAAAGAUUAAGGAGCCACUGUACAGACAGUACAAAACACUGUUAACCAAGGCAGUGCUUGUUCAUCACGUCUGGUAUUUUGUGCAAUAUUUCCAACACAUCAAAUCCUGUAUUCAUCAGGGAGGUCUUAAAUGCCAGUUAUAAAAAUAUGUAAGUAUAUUACCAAAAGAGCUUUUAUGGGCAUCAAACUUAAUAUCAUGUAAGUGGGUGAAGCUUUACCAAAAUCAAUAUAACAUGUCUUUAUUCAGUAGAUUAGAGCUUUACAUUUAUCAGAUUUAGGCAUUUUUAUAACUGUAAUUAAAAGUGACAAGGAAAAUGCAGCCCAACACAUGGAAAUAUAUUCACAAAAAUCUUUCUUGUUUAUUACACAUUGCUAAUAAAGAAAGUUUUGGUUAGUGAUAAAAAGCUUAAAACUAUGACAAGGGUAACUUCUUUUCCCUUCCCCGAUUAUUAUUUUUUUGAGACAUUCAGCAAGAUCAAUCUAUUGCUCGUUUUCGAGACUUGGGUCUUGUCCACUGCUGACAUCAUGUAUACUGUGAUUUUAUUUUCAUAUCUAUGCUCCCACCCUAAUUUUUAUGAAGGAAAAUGCAUUAUUCAUCCAAAAAUAAAUAAUAUAUAUAUAUUAUAUAAUAUAUUUAUAUAUAGUAUAUAUAUAUAAAUAUACAGUACAGUAUAUGUAUAUGGAAGAGUGGAAGUAUAACUGCAGAGUAAGUGAUGUACAGUACAUGGGGCCAAUUUGGUUGUUGAGAUUUUUCAUUCCGAUCUUUACUAAUGAUGUCUCUGGUAAUUUUUUUAAUUCUAUAUUGACCUCUUUUUCAUCUGGCACAUUGAGUAUUACUAGAGUAUAUAUAUCCUUAACGUUAUGAGGAUUCAGUUGCAUUUGUUUUACCGAGAUGCCUCUAUUGUCUCCGAAGAUAUGCAGUAUGUAUGUGUCUUGAAAUGAUUUUAUUGGGGGUGUGGAUAAUCUGUUCACUGCUAGGAAAUACUUUUAUUUUUUUUUUUUUAAUUUGAAGUUGGUCAGUUGGACCAGUUAUUUGGUUGUGAGACAAUGACUGACACAGGAAUUUAAAGUGAAACAUUGUGUACACGUUUGUUGUCGAUAGUGUUUGCAUAUAUGCCAGCAUUUUUCCUUAUUUGCAAGUAAGUAACUUUUUUUUUAUGUUGUACAGUGAAUGAUUUGGUCAUUUGAUUUGAGAUUCAAAUUCAUUUUGAAUUUGAGCAAUAAUGCUCGUAUUUAAACUGAAGCCUUUGUUCACACUAUUUUAUUUGAAUGAAAUAUAUGGGCAUGUUUGUUGGCUUAAAAUAUUACACUUCUCUUACUGUCUCUCAUAGAUUCCUUCACUAAUCUUACCCAAGUGACUGUUAGGACAUUUAUUCCUUUUAUAAAUCUGCACAUUUUCCUUUUAGAUUAUCAUUACACUUAAUUUAACAUUUGGUUAGUUCUGUUUUUAUUUAUUUAUUUAUUUAUUUUUUAAUUCAGUGCUUUCGUGUUAAUGAUAGCCAAUCCUUUUAAAGGUGGAUGGAUGUUCUUGUAUGUACAUUUUAUGUUCACAUAUUUUGCAGAUAUAUCUGACAUUGAUAGUUUUAUAAACCUUAAUGAAAUUCUUCACAUAGGGAGAAAAUUUAACCGAACUUUAUUUCAAUUUCAAAAGUAAUUGAAGUACAGUUCAUCAUGUUUUCUUAAUUUUUCCUUUUUUUUUCAUUAGCAUUAUAAAGAUUUACUACAAGCACUUUUAAAUAAAAAAUAUUAGAAGAUGCAUCAUUAAGAGUAACAACGUUUCUGUAAUAUUUAGAUUCAAAACGUCCUCAAUAAGGCAUCAAGAUGUAGGCCUCUUGUCGUUGAAACCUUGCCCUCGACCCCCUAUAGAGAUAUCACCAGUGCAGUGACAACCAUUAUAUCCAAAUCAUUUAUAGAUGGAUAGUGUGUUUCAAAAAAGUACAAAAGGGAAAAGCAGUCUGCUUGUUUAAGCAUUGGUUUCUUUUUACUGUUGUAUUACUGUACUUGGAUUUUCUGUAAUUCUUAUUUAUGUUGAUAAUUUGUAUCAUAUCCUCCAUUUCCUCGUUAUCGCUGGAGCAUCGCGUGGAGAAUCUUUCUCCCCAGUUAAGUGUUCAUUUUGUUUUGAAAGUCAUACAUUGCCAUUCAAUGCUUUCAAACUGUUGACAAUAUUUUAUUCAAAUAAUAUUUUCUUUGAAAAAGACAAUUUUCCUCUUCAAAUGUAUUUUCUGUUUUCUUUUCAAGUUUGUGUUAUCGAGAAUUUGUCUUGCUCUUGCUGAAAUUCUCUCAAGUUGGUUUGAAGCUGCAUUAGGUUGAAUGGAAUAUCUGUUGCGGCUUUGGAUUUUCCGCAUAUGCUAAUGGUGGUCAAUGGCAUGUACUGUAACUAAAACUGAGAAGUAGUGCAUAGAGUAAAGGAAAAAGUUUCUUUGAGAUUGAUGAUCUUAUGCUAUGUUUACUUUUUACACACUAAGUAACGGCAUUUGGGGUAUAAUACAGACGGGCCUAGUUUAAAAUUUGGUAGAAUUUUUCAUAAAUAUUAAUAAUUACUGUAUUAGUAUUAUUAAUGAGAUCUUUUUUUUUACAAAUAUUAUAUAUAGUAUUGGUUUUGUUCAUGAGCUGCAAUUUAUUUGAAGUUGAAAUGGAAAUUUAAGAAUUUUGUUUGCUGUAUUUGUGCUAUAAUGUGUGUGAAUACACAAUGUAUAUUCGUACAUAUUGUGUGGUAAAAUAUUCAGUUAUUCGCUAUUAAGCUAUUGGUUAAUCAAAAUUCUUAAAGGAGUCUGCAUUUUUUCUCCAAGAUAUUCUGCAGGUUUUGAGUAAUCCCUCAAGUUUGUUUCAUAUUUGUUUUGCUGUAAUAUGUAUUUGUUGCACACUGCCAGAUGUGAUACUGGGCUGACAGUUUUGCAUAGAAUUUUUUAUCUGGUUUAAUUUAUAUCUUAAAAAAAAAAGAUAGAAAGCCAGAUUCUCUCUUGAGGAAUAUCCUAGUCUUAUUUGGAAAGAUAUUUGGAAAGGCAAGGACAGAACCGUCAUAAGCUGCUGUUACAUUAUUGAAAUGUAUGUAGUAUCUAAAGAGAAUUAAUGCAUUUUUAAACAUUUCGUAGUUAUUUUUAUAGCCAACAUUUUCACACUAGACUGUAUUUAUCUCACUUGGCCUGAAUUACACUUAAAACAUUUAUUUUCCUAACAAUGUACAGUACCUUCUGUAAGGAUGAGUUUUCAAAAAAACAAAAAAUAAUGGAUGACAAUACUGAGACUUGUUUCUUUUGCUAUGGCCCUGCCAUAAACAUAUUCUUUUUCACCAGGCUUAGUGCUUUCUUUUUGAUCAUUUUAUCUGCUCCUUCUUCAUCGUUGCUUACAUAACCUUCCCGGUUUGGUGCCUUCUUUUUUUAUAAUUACUUACUUUCAUCGUUGCUUUUUUCUGUGGCGCAUAAGUUAGUCGGUUAGGGACUGUGUAGAAUCUUCCCCAUUUAUGCAAAUUACACACACACACCUGAAGAACCAUUUGGAACUUUUUAAUAAUUAUUUAUUAUUAUUAUUUAUUAUUAUUAUUAUUAUUAUUAUUAUUAUUAUUAUUAUUAUUAUUAUUAUUAUUGUUGUUAUCAUACACAGAUGGGUACAGGAACAUACAACCUCUGACUCCUGUUAGGAGACUUUCCCUUUAAAUAGCUUGUGGUAAGUUUUGUUGAUGCUUUUCAUCUGCUGGCAUUGUUCACUGUCACAUAGGUGAAAUGGUCAAAAGUUAUUUACAUUGAGAGAUGGGAUACUUUGAAAGGCAUGUUCAUCUCAACAGACAGCCAUUAUUUAACUUGGAAGCUGAAGUAAAUAGGAAAUCAUUGAGACAGAAGGGGGUGGGGGGAAAGACGGCAAUAUUCAGUGCUAAGUAUUAUGAUGAUUUAGAAAAUGGAAGAUUAUCAAAUUGUUCUGUGCUGUGAGUGUAACACAUGAUAAAAGCCAUUGAUUUGAAUAUGGCAUCAAAGAUAACACCUUAAUACCAAAAUUACAUGGAAAGUGUAGGUUUUUUCUACAGAUCGAUUUUUCUCGAUCUUUACACCUAAUCCUUUUUUAUCAGAUACUAACUAGAUAUGAAAUCAUCUUUUGAUCAAGUUUCCAAUUGUACCAUGUUAUGUUAGAAUUGUAGUUCAUUGUACUGUGUAUACAUGUACCCAUGCAUGUUCGUUUACCAGCGAACACACACACACACACACGCGCGCGCGCACAUACUACUACUACUACUAUCCACACACAUUGAUUUUACUCCACAAACUUAAUAUACCAAGUAUAUACAGUAUUUGGAUAUGAAAUGAAAGUUUGUAGAAUUGUAGAUGAAAGUGACUUGACUGGUGUGGAUGUUUAUAAAUGGAUAAAUUUGAGACUACAGUCAUUAUUGUAUUGAAUGGUAAUAGAUGAUGUUGGGAGAUAUUAAAGUAACAAUAUGAUACACAAAAAAUAGUUGAAUCAAAAUUUAAAAAAAAAAAAUAUUUCAAGUUGACAUUUGUAAGUUUGAGGAGAAAGAAUUGGUAUUAACCAAAAGAGGAUUAAAGGAAAAUUGAAAACUUUUGUUUCUUUUAAAUUUUAUUUAUUUAUUUCUGUAACAACAUGGCAAUUUAAUGCAAAAUCAAUGAACCAUGAUUUAAAUAAGGACACACUUUUUUCCUGGGUGUUUAAAGGCCGUUUAUUGAGGUACAGACAUAAAAUAAAAAAUUUCUUAUAUACCAUAUAUACUAUAUAUAUAUAUAUAUAUAAUGCUGCUAAAUUCAUCUUGCAGUCACCUUGGUAUGUUGCAGGAGCAUUAAUUUAUUAUUUAAACCAACCUAUAUUGGCUGAAAGUAAGUGGAAGGAGAUUGGACGGUAUCAAUUAUUUUUUUGUAUCUACUGCUCUGCUACUUCGAUUGGAUGGUACAGCAACGGUCUUGCUUCUUGCAGAUCGGUGUCCAAUCCCCAACCCUCCAAGUGGGUGGGUACCAUUCCUUUAUUAUGUCCUUCCCAAAUCCCUAUCCUCGUAUCUUUCCAAGUGCUAUACAGUAUAGUCGUAAUGGCUUAGUGCUUUCUCCUGAUAAUUACUUCAUCUUUUCUAUCCACUGAAGACAAGCUGCUUUCCUUCCAUAUGAAAAUGGUAAAGGAGAAAAAUGGUAGGAGCCAUGAAGAUUCAAACAUAUGCUCUGGGUUCGAGCAACACCUUACACCACUACACUACAAUAUGGUAAAGGCAUUGCAUCCAGGGAUUUAAUUGUCUUCUAGGCUUCCACUGAAGCCUAACCAGGGUUUCACACACUACACCCCAUGCACUCUGGCAUGUAGUCCAGGAAUUCUAUCUCCUAUGCUUCUCUUCAAAUACACAAAGAAAUCACAUCAAAAUAAUGUAUCAAUGAAAAAAUCAAUAGGAGCCAUGAGGAGGAUUCAAACUUAUGCUUUGGGUACUUGCAAGCAGUGCCUUAAACCACUACUCCAUGGCAUGGUAAAGGCAUUACAACCUGAAAUUCAACUGAAUCCUCUAAGAGUUCCUCAGGCUUCCACUGAAGCCUCAUGGCUCCUACUGAUUUUCUCAUUGAUACAUCAUGUUAAUGUGAUUUUUUUUUGUGGAUUUGAAGAGAGGUGUAGGAGAUAGAAUUACUAGACUACAAGUCAGGGUGCAUGGGGGCAUUGUGAAGCCCUGAUUAACCUUUGCACUGCGCACCUCUUACAUGAGCCCCUCUUGAGGUGCGCAUAUAAAAAAAUUGUUCUGAAAACAAAAAAAAUUAUUUGACAUUGUUAAUUUAGCAACUAUAAAUACCAAAAAUCCAAGGAAAGUCUUUAUCUCUUGUGAUUUAGCUGUAGUGGCUUGGAAAAGUUUUUUUUGUUUCUUCGGUAAAUAUGAGGCUAGGUGCUGCACAGGAGUAACUUUGUCAAUUUAUUUUCAAUCUUUCUCAUUUUAUUUUUAUUUUUUUGUUCUAACAAGUUGUAUUAAUGUGUUGUUGAUGGUUUUCAUUAUGUAUAACUUUGAAAAUAUACAUAUGUACAUAUAUAUGUGUAUAAAUAUACGUGCACUAAUUAUUCAUACAAGAAUAUAUAAUUAUUAUUUUUUAUUUUUUUAUUUAUUUUUUAUUUAUUUUUUUAUUUUUUAUUUAUAAGCCUAAAUCUUUUAACUGCACAUAGCACACAGUUUGCCUGUAAAUAUAUUCAUGGUAAUCACUCGCUUGCUGUUGUUGAAAGUUCAAUGGCUUAUAGCUUGUCUGCCCAGCACAUUCAGACACUGGAUGGUGAUGUGCCAGACAUGGUCCUCAUCUUCCUACUAAGGCCCCAGAAGAUAAAAGAACUGGAAUUUUUUUUUCUCUCCCUCCCUCCCCCUCCAAAAUUGGGGGGGGGGGGGGAGAGGAUGGUUACUGGAGGUCUGAGGAAGCAAAUGUAAGCCCCCAUGUAUGCAUGUGAGUUUUAAAUUUUGAUAUGCCUAAAACCAGCCUAGUUGGUCUGCACACCAUCAGUGAAACAUCUGGUUGCAAUGUGCAGUCCCUAGAGGAUUCAGUUGAAUCCCAGAUUGCAAUGCCUUUUACCAUGUUGUGAUACUAAGGCAUUGGUCAGGAGUACCCCACAACAUAGGUUCAAAUCAUCCUCAUAGCUCCUGUUGAUUUUCUCAUUGAUACAUCACGUCAAUGUGAUUUCUUUGUGAAAAUGGGAAAUGGUAGUGGUGGUCAUGAUAAAUGCUUUGUUGCUGAUUUAUCACUACCUUUAAGGGGGAGAAAUCUAGUACAUAGAAGAACCCAGACUUGUUAGGAGAUUCAAUACAUUUUGAAUCCAGAAAUUGGUGAAGACUGGUGUAAUUUGCUUUUUUAUAGCCAUCCAUACAAUAUUUUAAAGUAUCAUAGUAUUUGAGAUAUGGCCAUUUUCAAAAGUUUUCUUCAGAAAUACUGUAUAAAAUGGAUUUUUCUUUUUCCAUUUCUAUCUUAUUUACUUGUUGCAUAUUUGUGAGUGUUACAGAUGCACUACUGUAUAAUACUUUACUAUGCUAAUUAUACACUUAAUGCAAUAUAAGAAGAGGUAGGUGUUUGUAUACUGUGUACACUGUACGCAACAUACAACUAUUUUAAUAUAAAGCAGUCUAAGAAUGCCAAGUGAUACAAGAGUAAACAUAGACAUAAGGAGUGAUUUGCAAACUACAUACCCUAAUUGGGCCAAUGUACUGGAGCAUGGACAUGAAGGUGUGCAAGUACUGUAUGGUCAUUUUUUUUUUUUUUUUUUUUUUUUUAAUUUAAUAUCGGUUAUUUAAGGUGGGUGUUUCAAAUAUCAGUUUGUUUAGGUGAAACAUUUGUAUUAUGAAAAUAUUUACAGAUAAUUGGGAAUUAUAUUAUUUAAAUUACAUUGAGAGGAGGCUAAACAUAGAUUAGUGAUUGCCAUGAGCUAUAAUGUAUCGAGACUCUUAAUAUUGAAAGUCUCACUCGUCCAGUAUCAUUUUCUAUGUAGGACUUUUAACUUACCGUAUUUAUAAUGUAAUUAUUUAACACUUGUAUAAUAGGACCAUAUAAGGCUGGCAAAAGUAUAACAAAAUAAUUAGUAAAUAAUUUGAGUACAAAAUCUUAAAAAAUUAACAAACAACACCAUGUGUAUAGCACUUAUCUUUUCACUUUAUUAUUCAACCAAAUUUUGGAAAGAACUUUAUAAUGUAAAUUGUACCCUUUUUCUGGAACAUUUGGUUGUUUAGAAGCCAGGUACCUCCACACCUUAUGGAAGGCCAGGUACCUCCACACCUUAUGGAAGGCCAGGUACCUCCACACCUUAUGGAAGGCCAGGUACCUCCACACCUUAAGGAAGGCCAGGUACCUCCACACCUUAUGGAAGGCCAGGUACCUCCACACCUUAUGGAAGGCCAGGUACCUCCACACCUUAUGGAAGGCCAGGUACCUCCACACCUUAUGGAAGGCCAGGUACCUCCACACCUUAUGGAAGGCCAGGUACCUCCACACCUUACGGAAGGCCAGGUACCUCCACACCUUACGGAAGGCCAGGUACCUCCACACCUUACGGAAGGCCAGGUACCUCCACACCUUACGGAAGGCCAGGUACCUCCACACCUUACGGAAGGCCAGGUACCUCCACACCUUACGGAAGGCCAGGUACCUCCACACCUUACGGAAGGCCAGGUACCUCCACACCUUACGGAAGGCCAGGUACCUCCACACCUUACGGAAGGCCAGGUACCUCCACACCUUACGGAAGGCCAGGUACCUCCACACCUUACGGAAGGCCAGGUACCUCCACACCUUACGGAAGGCCAGGUACCUCCAUACCACGUGAUAUGGAAUAAGAAGGUAAUGAAGUUCUCAUUGAUAAUUUGCCAGGUUUUAAGUAGUUGACCGUUUGACAUCAAUAGUUUUAUCAUUACUGCAUAUUUUUUUUUUAUUUUGCCUGAAGGCUUCCGAGUAUUUUUUUAUUUUUAUUUUUUUAGUUCCAAAUGUAUAAAUAGGUAUACAUUUGGCAGCAAUCUCUCUUGUCAGUCCUAUUAAUCACUCUGUACCGCAUAAUUGGUUUGCAUAAACAAACAUUCAAAAAAGAUUUUACUUGGAAAAGAAAUGAGUGUCUCAUAGUAAUUUAAAGUAUUUUUCUCAUUGUUACUGUAUAAAAACAUGGAAGUUAUGAGCACCAGUAACAGUUUCUAGUGAGAGCAUUAAAGAAGCCGAAUAAUAGUGUCAAUUUACACUGCUUUUUAUAGUGCUAUGUUAGUGUGUGCAGGGUUAUCUUGCAUUGGGUAAAAGUAACAAAGUAACUGCCACGAAGCCUAAAUAGGCGAGUAUGCAAUGAGGUAUUUAAGUUCUUGUGAAGUGACUGCUACACAGUGUGGUUUUAAAGCUGAUAAAGAUUUAUAAUAGUAUAUAAAUAUUUUUUACAAUUAAGAUAUUGUAUCUCUUUUUCAUUAUAGGGGGGGGGGGGGGUGAGGAGGUUGGGGUAGAGAUGCAUCUUCCCAGAUUUUUGGUGUGAUAAAUGUAAAAAAAUAACCUCAGAUCUGAGGCUCACAAAUGCUAGACCUUAGAAAGUAUGAGAGGUUUAUUAGAUUUUGGAGUGAGAUUAAUAAAGGAACAGAAGCUUGAAGUGAUAGAUUUAUAAGAAAGGAAAGAAUACAGUAUUGUGCAAGAUUUGAAACACAAAGGAAAAUGAUAAUGAAGAAUGGAAUGGAGAAAAUGUUACAAUAACAAGUGGAAUUGAAUGAUAACAAUUAGGAAGGAGCAUGAUCUUAAUAAUCAGAGUAGUAUGGGAGUGGACAAUGAAUGACUAAUUGUAUUGUACUUAAAGUACCUGUGUUUGAAAUUUGAAAGCAUAAAGGUGGUGCACCAUGUUGUAAAGUUGUUCUUCUGGAAGAACCCUUCGGUAGUUCCCUAAGAUUAACUCUGGUAACCACCAAGCCAUAACCCAACACACCAAGCUUCUUGAGUCCUCUGAAGAAUCAACACCAGAACCUGACUCACUUUACGAGGCAAAGGGAACACAGAUCAACCUAGAAAGUGAGAAAA
This is a messenger RNA of Procambarus clarkii (red swamp crayfish), 12017 nucleotides long. Lineage: Eukaryota; Metazoa; Arthropoda; Malacostraca; Decapoda; Cambaridae. The record is from RefSeq and is a predicted model, not a curated record.